Molecule: messenger RNA, 2765 nt
Organism: Talpa occidentalis (Iberian mole)
Lineage: Eukaryota; Metazoa; Chordata; Mammalia; Eulipotyphla; Talpidae
Product: zinc finger protein 551-like
Exons: 3
Coding region: 6-2729 (907 amino acids)
Biological process (GO): positive regulation of reciprocal meiotic recombination; regulation of DNA-templated transcription
Cellular component (GO): nucleus
Molecular function (GO): histone H3K4 methyltransferase activity; recombination hotspot binding; histone H3K36 methyltransferase activity
Source: RefSeq, a predicted model, not a curated record
GCCCGAUGGCGGCGGCCGCGCCGAGGGCCCCCGCUGAGGAUGUGAAUUUUGAAGAUGUGUCCAUUGCCUUCUCCCCGGAGGAGUGGGCACUCCUUAACGAAGCCCAGAGACUUCUGUACUGUGAGGUGAUGCUGGACAACUUCGCGCUUACAGCGUCUCUGGGUUGUUUGCACAGAAUGGAAGAUAAGGUGUCUUCUGAGCAGAGUGUAUCUGUAGUGGAGUCACAGGUCGGGGCUUCUAAGGCAAUUCCAUCCACCCAGAUUGCCCACCACUGUGAGUUACGUGUUCCAGUCUUGAAAAGUGUUUUGCAUCAAGUUGGACUCCAAACAGUGUCCCCUGUGCAGGAGCCAUGCCUGGGUGGCACAUGUGUGAGAUGCUUCUGUUUCGGGGUAAACCUGCACCAGAAACAGAGGCCUGACAGUGGAGUGAAGUCCUGGAAGAGAAGGGUAGAUGGGGCCUUGUUUGUGACAAACUGCAGCUUCUCUUUGUCAGGGCAACCUUUUACCUGUAGGGAGGUGAGGGAGGACUUCCCAGCCGCCCCGGGCCUUCUCCAGCCACUGGCUUUUCCCGACAGCGAGGAAACACAUGGUGGUGAUGACAAUGCGCAGAACUUGCACAAUGGACAAAACUCUUACAGGUUCGGUGCACGUGAAAAAGCUGACAUCCACAGCCACCCACUUACUGGACCACAAAAUGUUUGCUCUGGAGAAGGGCUUCAUGAAUGUAGCAAAUGUGAAAAAACCCUCAGGUGCAAGUAUAAAUGCAUUCAGUGCCAGCAAAUUCACCCUGGGCAAAGGCCACAUGAACAUGGGAAACACUUUAGCCAAAUCUCUGACCUUAUUAAACACCAGAAAAUUCACAGUGGUAUGAAGCUUUAUGGAUGCAGAGAAUGUGGAAAAUUUUUUACCCACAACCUCAGUCUUAUAAAUAACCAGAGAGUUCAUAUUGGAAGUCUGGAAAGGAAUUAUAAUUGCAGUGAAUGUGCAGCAGUCUUUGCCCACGAAUCCAAACUGCUACGCCCCCAGAGACAAUGCACUGGAGUAGCUUAUUAUGAAUGUAGUGAAUGUGGAAAAUCCUUUGGCUGCGAAUCCAACCUCAUUGAGCACCAGAGAGCUCACUCUAGAGAAAGGCUUUAUGAAUGCGGUGAGUGUGCAAAGUCCUUUAGCCAAAACUUCAACCUCAUUCAACAUUGCAGGGUACACACCGGAGAAAUGCCUUAUGAGUGUGGUGAUUGUGGGAAAUCUUUGAGCAUAUCUGAACUCAUCCAACAGGCAAGAAUUCACACUGAAGAAAGGCCUUAUGAGUGCAGUGAGUGUGGAAAAUGGUUUAGGCAGUUCUCUAACCUUAUUAGACACUGGAAUGUUCAUGCUAGAGAAAGGCCAUGUGAGUGUGGUGCUUGUGGAAAAUCAUUUAGCCGCAAAUCUGACCUCAUCCAACACCAGAGAAUUCAUACUGGCACACGGCCUUAUGAAUGUUGUGAAUGUGGCACAUCGUUUAGACAACGGUCUGCCCUUGCUCAGCACCAGAGAGUUCACUCUGGAGAAAAGCCUUAUGAGUGCGGUGAGUGUGGGAAAGCCUUUAGCCAAAUGUUUAACUUCAUUCAACAUUGCAGGGUACACACUGGAGAAAUGCCUUAUGAGUGUGGUGAUUGUGGGAAAUCUUUUAGUUAUAAAUCUGAACUUGCCCAACACCAAAGAAUUCACACUGGAGAAAGGCCUUAUGAGUGCGGUGAGUGUGGGAAAUCAUUUAGACUUAAAUUUGGCCUCAUUCAGCAUCAGAGAAUUCACACUGGAGAAAGGCCUUUUGAGUGUGGUGAGUGUGAAAAAUCCUUUACCUGCAAAUCUGACCUCAUCAAACACCAGAGAAUUCAUACUGGCACAAGACCUUAUGAGUGUCGUGAAUGUGGGACAUCGUUUAAACAACGGUCUGCCCUUACUCGACACUGGAGAGUUCACUCUGGAGAAAAGCCUUACGAGUGUGGGGAAUGUGGGAAGUCCUUUAGCCAAAGUGCCGGCCUUAUUCAACAUCAGAGAGUUCAUACUGGAGAAAGACCUUAUGAGUGCAGAGAAUGUGGGAAAGCCUUUAGCCAAAGUUCUAGCCUUUUGCGACACCAGAGAGCUCACACUGUGAAAAGACCCUAUGAGUGUGCCGAGUGUGGGAAGUCCUUUAGACAACUCUUUAAUCUCAUUCGACAUUGCAGGGUACACACUGGAGAAAUGCCUUAUGUGUGUGGUGAUUGUGGGAAAUCUUUUAGUUAUAAAUCUGAAUUCAUCCAGCACCAAAGAAUUCACACUGGAGAAAGGCCAUAUGAGUGCAGCAAGUGUGGAAAAUCAUUUAGGCGCAAAUUUGGCCUCAUUCAGCAUCAGAGAGUUCACACUGGAGAAAGACCUUUUGAGUGUGGUGAGUGUGAAAAAUCCUUUACCUGCAAAUCUGACCUCAUCCAACACCAGAGAAUUCAUACUGGCACAAGACCUUAUGAGUGUCGUGAAUGUGGGACAUCGUUUAGACAACGGUCUGCCCUUAUUCAACACCGGAGAGUUCACACGGGAGAAAAGCCUUAUGAGUGUGGGCAAUGUGGGAAACCCUUUGCUCACAAAUCUGACCUCAAUCAACACCAGAGAGUUCACACUGGAGAAAGACCUUAUGAGUGCAGUGCAUGUGGGAAAUCUUUUAGCCAAAAGUCUAACCUACUUAGGCACCAGAGAGUUCACACUGGAGAAAAGCCUUAAAUAUGCCAGGAAUGUUUUAUUUCCUUGCUCAGUAUA